AUGAUUGCAAUCACUCACGAUACAUUUAUCUCCAGGCUGCAGGAUAUACUUCGUUCUGCGCCACCCUCAGACGUUGUGGGCUCCAUUGCCUGGCUGGCCUCUGAGCUCAAUACCAACGGCUACUUCGCCGAGGAGCAAACAAUCCGCCAUGUCCUGGAUCUCUGCAAUGCCGAUGUCGAGCUGGGAGGGCUCGGCAUCUCCGAUCUUCCCUGGAGCGCUGUCGACGCGGCAACACUGGACCGCGUUGUGUGCCUCACCGAAGCGUGGCUGGCAGCAAUGAAAUCGCGAGAAAGCACCAGACCACUGCCGAAACCCCUUCUAGACAAACCAGAAGGCCGCCGACCCAUGACGCUCGCGGCAAAAAUUCUUGCCCACCAUGCGCUCUCGGUCGAAGAUGCCCACGGCGUCAACGUCGGAGAUUUCCUGCGCGUUUCCGUCGACUGGGUCAUUGCGAGCGAGUUGUCAUGGGUUGGCAUGAAGCACAGCGUGACGAGCUUAAACAUGAGGCCUCGAGCCUGGCGCAACGAUCGCUUCUGGUUGGCCGGCGACCACGCCGUCGACCCAAGAAUUUACGAGCAAAAGCGUGUCCGCGAUCUGAUGCAUGGCCUUGAGGAGGCGAGAAAGGAUUUGAAGAUGACGGAGAAUCAAGGAUCUAAUUACACGAUUCUCCACACCGAGUUCGUGCGAGAGCGAGCAGAGCCCGGAAUGCUGGUUCUUGGAUCCGACUCGCACACCUGUUCUGCAGGUGCCGUGAGUGCUUUGGCAAUCGGUCUGGGAGCUGCCGACGUAAUGGCAGCGUUGGCUACGGGUGAGACUUGGCUCAAGGUCCCGGAAUGUAUCAGAAUCGAUUUUGUCGGUCAGCCGCUGUGGUACGUUGGCGGCAAGGACAUCGUCCUCGAUAUUCUGCGCCAGCUGAAACGGAACACACAUGCUGCAGACAGGGUCGUUGAGUUCGGCGGGCCGGGCAUAGCAGCCUUGUCGUGUGAUGCUCGUUUUGCAAUCUCCAAUAUGUGUACGGAGCUUGGCGCCAUCACAGGCAUCUUUGAACCCGAUUCAAUCGUCCAAAACUUUGUCAAGGGCAGGAAAGCAAGCUUCUACAAAUCCAACUCGAUAUAUUUCACAGCCGACACCGAUGCACCCUAUGAAGAGAAAUUCGUGAUUGACCUGUCACAAGUGGAGCCAUAUAUUGCUCUGUACCCUUCUCCCGACCAGGUGGAGCCGGUCACGUCGCAGCUCGGUAUGCCUUUUGAUGGUAUCUUCAUUGGAGCCUGCACCACCACCGAGGAGGAUCUAGUGUUAGCAGCCCUAGUUCUUGAAGCAGGUCUUGCUAUGGGCUUAACGAUGGCACCAGGAAAGCGAGUUAUGGUCCCCGGAAGCUUACCGAUUGUCCACAACUUGCGAAAACUAGGACUGUUGGAGAUAUUCACUCGCUGUGGCUGGGAACAGCCUGCGCCGGCUUGUAGCCUUUGUCUCGGCAUUGGAGCUGAUGUAGCCGAGUCGGGAACACGCUGGCUGUCCUCUCAGAACAGAAAUUUCAAGAACAGGAUGGGCAAAGGAGCGAUUGGCCACAUCUGUUCAGCAGCAACGGCGGCUGCCUCGUCCUUCUCAAUGACAUUGACCAAUCCCAAGGAUAUUCUAGAACAUGUCUCCGAGGAGAAGUAUCUGACUUAUCUCGCUCGCGUAACCCCAACCAAGCGAAGAAUCGGCAAGCCGGUGGCAGAAAAUGUGACGAAGCCAACCUACACCGAGCCGCUUCUCUGUACUGAUGCUGGGAGCGUUCCUGCUCCUCCUCUUGAGACGAAUGGCAACGGUGCUGCCAAACAGACGCUGGAGAAAAUCGAGAGUCGUAUUUUUCGGAUGGGCGACUACGUUGAUACCGACGCGAUUAUUCCAGCCGCUGCGUGCAUCAACAGCCCUAGCGACGAAGACCUGGGCAACCACUGCUUUGAAUUCGCCCAUCCCGAUUUCCGCCAUGCUGUCCGAUCAGGUUCUGCCGUGGUGGUUGCAGGCAAGGCUUUCGGCUGUGGCUCCUCGCGAGAAGAAGCUCCUCGAGCGUUGAAAGGUCUCGGGGUGAAGUGUGUCAUCGCCAAAUCGCUCGCCUACAUCUUCGCGCGCAAUAUGCCCAACAUCGGCAUGCUAGCCAUCACGAUCACGGACGAAGAUUUUUACCGGGUUGCGGAAGACGGAGAAUCGAUUGAGAUUGAUGUGGAGGGCCGUAAGGUGAAGAUUGGGAGCAGGAGCUGGCCGUUCUCAUUGGGGUCGACGGAACUGCAUUUGAUUAAUCUCGGCGGUCUGGGGAUGGCGUUGAAGAAGCAUGGCAACCAUUUGUUCGCUGCGAUUGGGCCGAAGAAUCACGGCUCGACUUCGGGACGCGGAGAUGAAUUUGGGGUGGCGACGUAUGAUGAGUUUGAAUGGUGA
Messenger RNA from Pseudocercospora fijiensis CIRAD86, 2418 nucleotides. RefSeq lists its product as uncharacterized. The record is from RefSeq and is a predicted model, not a curated record. Lineage: Eukaryota; Fungi; Ascomycota; Dothideomycetes; Mycosphaerellales; Mycosphaerellaceae. The transcript has 7 exons. The coding region runs from base 1 to 2418 and encodes 805 amino acids. Gene Ontology annotation, molecular function: hydro-lyase activity.